Adineta steineri is the source of this 1458-nucleotide messenger RNA. NCBI's taxonomy places the organism in Eukaryota, Metazoa, Rotifera, Eurotatoria, Adinetida, Adinetidae. The record is from the annotation of a GenBank genome assembly.
AUGACUAAUUCUCAAAAUGACAAUGAAUUUAUAGAAACUUAUCAAACACAACUAAAAGUUGUUGAAGAUGCUAUACUUCGACAAGAAGAAGAAGAAGGUAUUGCAAGUGCAGAAUUAAGACAAUUACGUUCAGAUCUUCGAGAAGCUUUAUCUUUGUUUAAUACAGUUAAUAGUAAUAAUGAUGACUCAGUAAUUAUACUUGAUGAUUCUGAACCAACGCCAUGUGUCACUCUUUCAUCCGAAUCUGAUAGUAGUGACGAUGAAGACGAAACCGAUGAAGAAAUAGAAAGUUCUAUUGUUAAAGACAUUGCUGGUACCAACUGUAGUGUAAAAAUUAAUUGUCCCGUCAGUGGUUUACAACAACAUAAUGCUGUUGUACUAACUAUGGAAUCUAUAGCAGAUAAUACAGUUCGAGUUUUGUUUUGUCAACCUACACGUCUUGAUUUUAAACCAUGUCCACAUUUUCUUAAUGAUUCAUGUCGUUUUGGUGAUACUUGCAAAUUUUCUCAUGGUUUUGUUAUUUCUGUUAAUGAUCUUCUUGAAUAUGCUGAACCAAAUUAUGAGACUCUUGCUGUUGGUCAAAAAGUUUUAUGUAAACAAGGCACUGAUGAUUUAUGGAAACUAGGAGCUAUUGAAAGUGUUGAAAAUGAUAAUCAUGUUUGUGUUGUACGUUUUACUCAUUUUAAUGCUUUGGAAGCUAUACCAUUUGAAUCGAUUAUUCCUACAAAUAGUUUUCAACAGAUUGAAGCAAAUAGUGAAGAUGAAAAUGAUGAUGAUGAUGUUUCAAAUGCGAUUCAAGAUAUUCCAAGUUCAUCGACUGAUCAACCAAGAUUAGGAAAUUUAGGAGUUUGGGAAAAACAUACGAGAGGAAUCGGUUCUAAAUUACUUGCAAAAAUGGGUUAUAAAGCUGGCCAAGGUCUUGGAGUACGAAAUCAAGGAUUAGUCAAUCCAAUAGAAGCUCGAGUUUUACCAAAAGGAAGAUCUUUGGAUGCUGUAUUGGAAUUAAAAAAGAAGAAUAGAUUACCAGAUGCAUUUAAAAUAAAAAAACAUAAGAAAAAAUCAACAAUUGAAAAAGAAAAAAAAUUACCUGAACAAAAAGAUGUUUUUACAUUUCUCGAUAAAAUUUUUACUUCAGAAAUGAAUUCAACUAAUCAAGACUCAACACCAUCACCGCUAGAUCGAUUUAAAGAUAAUAAAACAACUGUAAAUGAAACAUCUUUGCUUUUACAUACACAAAUUGGUCGACGUAAUGAUGAAAUUCGAGUACUAGAACGUGAAAUCCAUCAAUUAGAAGAACGAUUAAAAUAUCAUGAGCUUCGUGGUGCGUCUCCAAUUACAUUAAAUAUUAAACAACGUUUAUCAACGAAAAAAAUUCAAUAUAAUAAAUUAAAACAUAUUGAAAAUGAUCUUCAAUCUAAACGUGAACAAAUUCGAACAAAAAAAUUAGAUCUUUUUUAA